Dromiciops gliroides (monito del monte) is the source of this 7994-nucleotide messenger RNA. It is a transcript of the gene CDCA4, whose product is annotated as cell division cycle associated 4. The transcript is spliced from 3 exons. The record is from RefSeq and is a predicted model, not a curated record. Gene Ontology annotation, molecular function: transcription regulator activity. Gene Ontology annotation, cellular component: nucleus. NCBI's taxonomy places the organism in Eukaryota, Metazoa, Chordata, Mammalia, Microbiotheria, Microbiotheriidae. Bases 5672 to 6421 code for a protein of 249 amino acids.
AUUAAUUACCAGAUUUUUUAAAAGGAUUUAUACAUUGGAUCAGGGAAUCAGAGACUUUGCAGACAAUCUGUUCUUGUUUCAAUUUCCCUAGAAUGCACCUACAUUUUCAUAUAACCUUUGAAUGCAUACAUAGAAGUUGAGUGUCUACCAUAUAGUGCAUAUGCUACUUUGGGUUUGUGAUAUUUUGGUAUUUGAAAUCAUCUGAUAGUCUUUUUGUUUGUCUUGAGGAAAUUUUUAAAAUAUAGUACCACAUUUCAUUUUUUGUAUGCAAAUACUGUUAUAACAUCUUAUUAUUUUCACUUUUUUAAAUUAAAGCAGUUAAUUGUCUUGAUUCACAUUUAAAAGAAUUUGGUAUGUGGAGGAUUGCAUAUGUACAAGUAAAACCAAGACAAAGCUAGAUUGAGUUUCUAGCAAGACUCCCUUUCUGCUCUGGGAUUCAGCUGCUAUCAUAACACUAUUAGCUAUAAACUCCUUUUGUCUUCUUUGGAUUAUCUGGGUAGCAGCUAUAACUACAAGCAAUCAGCUUACUGCUUACUAAAGAAGCUAGCUAUAAUAUAUGUACUUCUGAUCUGAAAUUUUCUUACUAAAGACCUUGGGGUUUUAACAGCUUGGGUUUCAGAAAUUCACAAGCCCUUUAGUGUGCUUAGGGAUAAUCAAAAGAAAUACCUAUGAACUUUUGCUUAUUCUAAAGCAGGGGUAUCAGACUUGCUGCCUUCAAAACUGGAGUCCAAGUGAGGCCUGAACCAGAUUAAAAUAUAAUCAAGAAAUGUUUUAACAAAAUAAAAUGCAAUUCAACAUAGAUAAUAUUAAUUUGUGGUUUUCUAAGUCAUGCCCUCAUGCAGGGAUAGUUUCUAUUUUUGAUGUCAAUGUUCUAAAGUACUCACCAAUCAACUUAGUUUUUAAAUUGGUUUGUCAUAUGCCAUGCCUUAGUAUUGCAAAAUGUUUCUAAUAACCUUUAUUUUUAAGCAUUUUAAAAGACUCCAAAUGGUGAAAUUUUUAUCUCAUUCAAAUUUUUAUAUUUUUCGAUAUUUAAGUAGGUAAAGGAGCCAAUUCACUUGGGUAUGCCUAGCAAUCUGGGGGAAGGGGAAAAUGCUUAUUUCUAAAUCAGUAGGGAAGUUUUGGAUUUGGAGCCAGAGGACCCAGAUUUGACUGAUAGUCCCUGUUACUGCCAUUUUGACCCCCUAUGUCACACUUAGCAAGUUACUUAAUUCUAGUCUGCUGUAGUUUCUUCUAAAAAUGAAAGAGUUGGACCAGAUGAUCCCUAACAGCCCUACCAGAUCUAAAACUAUGACCUUGUAAAGUAGAACCUUUGUUUGGAAAACAGUGAUUUCUCCCUAAUGGGUUUUUUUUUUCUGUUAUAAAUUUGGUAAUUCUAAAAGUUGAGAGGAGAGGCAGUGUGGCAAUAGAUAGUUUACAUUGACCUUGGAGUGGAGUCCUGUGUCUCUGACAUGCAACAUAUGUAACAUAGGGUUACAUAUGUAGCCCUGGGCAAAUCACUUAAUCUUUCAGGGCCCCACCAACUCUAAAGAAAACAGGAACUGAUCUGUAGUCUGAUUUGGUAGUGCUUAACAGGGAGCUCCCUCCUCUGACACUGAUAAAAGUAUAGGUAUUGUCAAAGAGGAAAAAGAGGAAAAGGUGAAAAAAUAGGGAAAGUGAUUAGCCAGAAAAUUAAGAACUUGUCAGCAGUAUGAAGAAGCCUAUUUAUGCAUAUGCUAGGUAAUACUCUAACAUAACAGUUUUAAGAAGAAAAAGGUGUAAAAGUAUGCAUGUGCACUACACAGAAAUAAGAUGCACAUACAUACAAUAUAAGUUUCAUCCCCUUCAAAAAUCAUUUUGGGAGACUUUGUAUUUGAAUACUUCUAGAAUGUUUUGUCUUUGCUUAAAAUAUUUUGGAAUUAUUCUUUGAAGGUGGGUUUAAUUUUGGGGACUAGCCAAAUUGGCUAGUGUUAUGGAAUAAGGUCAGUGAUUACGCUAAAUAACACUACUGGUUUUGGUUUUAGUCAGCAACAUCCAUAGUAUACUGAAAAGUGCUGGAGUAAGGAGAUUUAAUCAGAUUUUGUUUCUUACUAGCAGUGUGACCAUGGGAAUCUCUGAGCUGCUGUUUCCUAUUUGUAAAAUGAUGAUGUUAAGUUCUGUGUGAAAAGCACUUCAUAAAAUCUAAAGCAAUAUGUAGAGUUAUCUAUGUGAUAAUUAUAGUUAAUAUUCAUAUAACACUAUGUGCCAGGUACUGUGCCAAGUGCUUUAGAAUUGUUGCUUCAGUUGAUCUUCACAGCAACCCUGGGAGGUUGGUGCUAUUAUCUUAAUUUUACAAAUGAGGAAACUGAGACAAAGAGAGGUUGUGAUUUUUCCCAGGGUCAUAGAGUAUCUUGAGGCUGUAUUUGAACACAGGUCUUCCUGACUCCAGGCCCAGUGUUCCAUGUACCUAGCUACUACUUAUUAUAAAAUUAAGGAGACUGGAUUUUCUUGUAUGUGGCUUUUAAACUGGUUCUGCUAUUCCAAAAGAGAAUUUAGUAUUUAAACUCAGUGUUUCUCCUACCUCAUAUAUAAAAUUAAUUGCUGACAUGUAAUGUUUUGUGGUUUUCAAGAUGCUUUUUACAUAUUUUAUCUUGUUUGAGCCUAACAACAACCCUGUAAGGCUACAGUUAUUCACGUUUUUAUACCCUUAUUUUUUUUUUAAAUGAGAAAAUUGAAGUUUAUAGAGGUUGUGACUUGCAGGUGAUCCCAUGCAGGAUCACAAGUGGGAUUUAAAUUCAGGUCUUCCUAACAUAAAUCCAUUGUGCUUGCCUGUAGUGUGUGACCUCACUUAGGUGAUAAGGAAGUAUUCUCUUAUAAAUGAAAUCCAAGAAGUACUUGUGGUAUGCUAAGUGCUGAAUUUGGUACUGAAUGAAAUAAAAAGUUGAGAUAAAGACAGUUCCUUUCUUUUAGAAGCUUAAAAUCUAGUUACACGUUGGGCAGGGUUUUGGUGUAUAUGUUUUGGGGGGGGGGUUGUAGGCAGUCUGGUUUACACAGCUAGGUCAAAUUUAACAAGGGUCUUGAGUCCAGGUCCUGUGCCACCUAGCUGCCCAUAUGCUUUAUGAGACAAAGAUAACAGCUAAUUUUUCCCAGAAAUGAUACUGGCUAUAGGUGAUAAAUACCUGCUUUUUGUCAUUUUUGAAAACUUACAUAUGCUAGUAUGGUUUUGCAAUAAAGGUAAUUGUCCUUGCAGAUCUGGUUGGGCCUUAGUGCAGCAUCUAAUAAAUGAUUGUUGACCAACUCACUUUUUAAAAUAAGUUAAUUUUUACAAAAAGGAAAAUAAUACCCCUCUACUAGAUUUCACUUAAAUUGCCUGUGCACUUAGAUUUUAAGGUAAUAGAUUUAUAUAGGUUGAUUAUCUAAAAACGUGCUAUACAGGCUGUCUUGAGUUUAGCAAGUAAUUUGUGUGUAGAUACACAUAUUAAUCUUCUGAACACUUUUCUAGGUAAAAUUUUAUUACUGCUUAUGAGGUUUGUCAUUUCAUAAUUCAUUUCUUACCCAACUGAUGGGGUGACGCUGAUUUGCAACCAAAAAUCUAAGUGAGUAGAUUGUUAAGUGAAGGCAGCAAGAAACUCUGCUAGGUUCAGGGCUUGCUAUUCUAGUAAUUCAAAAUCUCAUUAGAGUUUAAUUUGAUUUCAUUAUGGCUUGGGGGAAGAAUUUUGUUUAAAUCAGAUUUGUCAUAAUUUAAAUCACUCGUUGUGAAGACUAAUCAUUUUUCAACAAAAACUGCUUUUGAUAAACCAUGAUCAGAGCUUUUAUAAAUUGAAUAAUUCGUAAAUCUCACUCUUUUAGAAAUUUUAGCUAUUGUACAAUGUAAAUAAUAUCAGGGAUCUGUGGUAUUAUUUGAUUAAUCCAUUGGGAAAGCUGGCAACCCUACCAUGCCUUCCAGUUUAUGAUUCUAAUCCAUCGUCUCUCAUAAAUCCUAUAGAUAGGUUCUGUACAAAAUACUGUUGGUAUUCCUUUCAAUCUUUUUGACAUUUUGUAGGUAUAGUGUCCUAACUUUUAUACCUCAUUCUCACUAUAUAGUUCUGGAUGAAAAUUUUCUAAGAGUUGGAUUACUUUUCUUUUUAAAAAAAAUUGAAACUACAUUAAAAAAUUAUUUCCAAUGCUCAGUGAAAUAAUUUCAAAGUAACUGGGGAGAGAAGGGGAUUGAAAGCCUUUCCAGUUUAACAAUUUCAAUUCAUAACUGUUUUUAAAUCGAGUAUAGUAUAAAGCCAUUGGGGAUGUAAAGACAAUGAGCAUGGGGAAUAUAUGUUCUCAGAUAAAUGAAGGUAAUCUGAAAUGGGAAAUUGUGCAUAUUUUUGCCACAGUAUGUUAGGUAGAUGAAAGAAUUGCAAAAAUGCCAAGAAACAUUCUGUUUAAAAGAAGAAAAGGCUAGCUUUCCUAUAUUACAAGCAUGAUUGGGAAUGAUUAGCAUAGCACUUUUAUUUUUAAAUUCCUAAAUGAUUCCUCAAUUUAGAAUUCAGUGAGAGAAAAUAUAUUUUUCUAUUCAUGCAGGAGAAAAGUUGUUCUUCAUAGCUGGAUUGGUAAGUGAGUUUUUAAAGCGACAUCCACCAACUUUAUUAAACAUUUAAUUGCAAAUUUUUCUUGAAUAAUAAGGUAAUUCUUGAGUAAUGUGAUUGGUUUGUCAAGAAAAUACAUUGUAUUAAAGAGGGAUGGUUUAAAGUUUGUUUACAAAUAUAUGAGUUUUAAUAGAAAUUUUAAUGGUUUUAAGGUAUUUUUAAUUGCUGUAAUUCAUUCUCAUGUUAUUCCUUUCCUCUCUGAAAAGUGUUUAUAUACUUGAUUAAUUAUACUCACAUGUAUAAUAAUUAUUCAUGUUGUCAUUAUAUUUUGGUGAGUUUUAUGACAUCCCUGAGAUUAUUAGUUGAGGCUUUAUUUCGUGAGAUGUCAUUGUGUUAGUAGUGAACACUGGUUUGGAGAAUAUUGACUUUUAAAGGUCGUCAGUGCCUUUUAUUUUUUGAUGACCUGGUUUCAAAUAACAAAUAUGCAAAUCUGUAGAGAUGGAGCUUUGAAGGAAUUUUUUUUUGUAUGAUUUAAUUUAACACUUGUAAAGAGAAAAAAGUUGGGUAUAUUUGUAUUACAUGCUUAAUAUCUUAAGGUUGGUGUACACAGUUAAAUUGUUUAUGUAGGAUGUUUCUUUACGGAUUGAUUGCAUAGUGGCAAGCAAAAAGGUAAGGAGAGGAGAUCAGUUUUGAGGACUUAUUUUGUAGUUCUCUUUAUUUUUUUAGAGUAGGUAGAAAAGCUGAAAGCACUUGUGAAAUUUUUUUCUGGAGCUUAGUUUUAAUGUUUUAUCUGUUUUUCUGUCCUUCCUGUAGUACUUACUCUUAUUCCUUCAAACAUUUAUUGAAUGCUUACUAUGUGCAAAGUGCUGUGGAGAAUACAUAGAUGAAUCAGGCAAAUUUCUGAACCUCACAUGAAGAACUGGCCAUAACUUUUUCAAAAUGCAAAUGACAGACACGUUUUUAAAUGCCUAGUUAAUUUUGUUCUCUUCCUACCAAGUAUGAAUGAGAGUGGCAGCUUGGUGUGAGUGAAUAUUGUUGGAGUUGGAGUCAGGAAGACCUGGGUUCAAAUUCUGCCUCUGACAGUCACCUCUUUGACCAUGAGAAAGUCACUUAACUUGAGCCUUGAACAACUCUGUAAGACUUAGAUAGAGGACACAAUGUUUGCAAGAGGAAUAAAGAGAAAAUGUUUCGAUGGCGAAGAAGAUAUUGAAGGAACCCUGGCUGGUUUUAAGUCUGUUCCCUCAUAUAAUCUUCAGCGGCAAUCGCUUUUAGACAUGUCUCUGGUAAAGCUUCAGUUGUGCCACAUGCUUGUUGAACCUAAUCUCUGUCGCUCGGUUCUUAUAGCAAAUACUGUAAGGCAGAUUCAAGAAGAAAUGACCCAGGAUGGAACUUGGCAAGUGAUAAAUGCUCAGAAUACAGGACAAGCUUCUCUUGAUCGCCUAGUAUCAUCAGAUAUCCUUUGUCGUUCAACAAAAGAACAGGGUGAAGGGAAACUUGUUCCAAGUUAUAGUAGUUUCUCAAAAGACUUUGAAGAUAUCCAGUCCCAAGAUAUUAUUUCUGACCUGUCCACAGUUACAUCAGUACAAGCUCCAAGAAGCCCUCAAAGUAAUGUUUGGGAAAUGGAGAACCCUCAAGAAAAUAGGGGAAACUUUCAGAAGUCACUAGAUCAAAUAUUUGAAACUUUGGAGAACAAAAAUCCUAAUUCUGUAGAAGACUUAUUUUCAGAUGUCGACAAUUCUUAUUAUGAUCUUGAUACAGUAUUAACAGGAAUGAUGAGCAAUACAAAAAUGGGACAUUGUGAUGUGCUUGAGAGCUUUUCAUCUCAAACAACCACAAAUUCUAACUCAAAUUGUAAAUCUGAUAUAAAUGAGCUUGACCAUAUUGUGGAAAUCCUUGUUGAAUCCUGAAAUGGUUAAAUACAAAAUAUGAUUCUUUGAAGAAGUCGAGAACAUUUGAAAAAACAAGCCUUCAAAUAGUUUACUAUCAAAUGUAUAUGUAAUCUACAUAAAAGAUAAAAAAGCACUUCAUUUUGUGAAAUAGUGUUAUCUUUAAAGCUAACAUGCUACUUGCCUUUGACAAUUUUGGUUUGUUGACUCCAAUUUAAAUAUAUACUCUAAUAAAUUAGUUGCAGGGCAUGAAGCUUACAAGAUUAGGCUUAGUGUACUUACUUUUUCUUCCUCAAGACAGAGGGAGAGACUGGUACAAUGAGUUCUUGACUUUCCAUUUUAACUUUUUUUCAGGGCCCUAUACUUAAAAAUUCCCAAUUGCCCUGAUUUCUUUUACCUUCCCUCUUUCUCAGCUACAGUCACCAGCCUUCAACUUAAUUAGUCUAGAUAGAUUUUUUUUAUCAGUUUUGUAUGUUUUAGGCAAUAUUUUUUGCCUUUUAAAAAUAUAUUUUUGAAAUUUUUUAUACUUUGGUGUUUAGAUUUUCCAGCUAUUUUCCUAAAAGUAUAUUUUUACUAUAAAUGUCCUUUCUGCUGCUACUUCAGUAACUUUUUCAUAGAAUAAACACUUGGAAUUGGUGUCUUUCUGUUAAAAUUUUAAAAGGAUUUUUGUUUUACGAAUUAAUAUAGUUCAGUAAACUGUAAAUAUACAACAUGCUUUAAAAUGUAAGAGCUGUUUUCAUAAUCGUGUAGUGCUCUAUUAAAGUUGAGAAACUUGUAUUGCUUUUUAUACUUGAGCAUUGAUAGGAGAAAAAAUGCUGAUCGUAGAUACAGUUCUAUUAAAGCCAUGUUUCAUGUUAAUUCUGAAUAUAAAUUAUGUAGGGUUUUAUUUAUGUAUAUUUAUAUGUAAAUGUCAUCACAGUGAAUUGUUUAUCAUUGAAGUCUAGGAUCAAAUUUGUUUAUGUGGGAGAACUCUUGCACUAAUUACUAAGUAAAGUGUUAUUCGGGGCCUUUGAAUCUCUAUCAUUGUGUUUUGUUGAUCUAUAUUAGUAUGUUUUACUUCUGUGUAAGUUUUUUGUAUAGCUGUUCCUCUGAAAGAUGUUGCUUAGUUCUUUUAUCUACUUUAAAUAAUGAAUACAUUCGUUGUAGAGUGUAUUUAAUGUCAGGGGAUCCAUUUAGGAAAGGGUAGUUAGAAUGAGAAAAGUCCAGUUUUACUGUAUUAAACUGUGCCUGAAACUUUUUUUAAAUCAGGCAGUAGUCUGCUUGAAAUAAAGAGAUUUGUAUACAUUUAUUUGGCUAUGCCACCUUUUCAGAAUUUGAAAAAGAUGAAGUCAAUAUGAAGGGUGGAGUAAAGGUAGCAAAAAUGGAAAGAUUUGGGAAAUGGAAUCAAGACUGAUAAGUGCAAUGAGCUACAAAAAAGUAGGGAGAGUCAGGGAAGGACUUUUUUAAAAGACAUUUUCCUCUCUUCAAGGAAAAAAAACACUUUUUCAUUUCUUAUCUUACACUUUUUCUGUUCCUGUAUAGAUUGGUAUGUCACUUCUAAUACUUUCUUGUGCAUCUGACUAAUAAUCAUUUUAAUAUGAAUUUUCAAAAAUUG